GCCCGGGUUCCUAUUCGUUCUUGCCCCGCGGCUCCUCCUUCCUGCGGCUGCGCGUUGACGCGUCCAGCGCUGCGCCGGUCCAACAUGGCGUCGCCCGCGUCCGUCCGCGGGCUGGGGCUGCGGGUGCUCGCGUGCAGCCGGGAGCUGCCUGGCGCCUGGCGCGCCCUGCACACCUCCGCGGUCUGCGCCAAGAACCGGGCGGCGAGAGUCCGCGUGGCCAAGGGGGACAAGCCCGUGAGCUACGAGGAGGCGCACGCCCCGCACCACAUCGCGCACCGAAAGGGCUGGCUGUCGCUGCACACAGGUAACCUGGAUGGAGAAGAUCAUGCUGCAGAGAGAACACUGGAAGAUGUUUUCCUUCGGAAGUUCAUGUUGGGCACUUUUCCAGGCUGCCUGGCUGACCAGAUCGUUCUGAAGCGCCGGGCCAACCAGGUGGACAUCUGUGCCGUGGUCCUGAGGCAGCUGCCAGCACACAAAUUCUACUUUCUUGUGGGCUACAGUGAGACUCUGUUGUCACACUUGUACAAGUGUCCUGUGCGACUCCACCUUCAGACUGUGCCCUCCAAGGUCGUGUACAAGUACAUAUAAAAAGGUGCUCUUUCCUGCAUCAGGCUAGAGCCUGCAAAGACCCGGAGAAGUGAAAUGGAUCGGGGGAAAUGUCUGCUCUCAGAGGAUGGAGGCAUCAGCUCCAAGCUGCUGUUGAAUAAAGAAAGACCCUGCUAA
Molecule: messenger RNA, 723 nt
Organism: Peromyscus californicus insignis
Lineage: Eukaryota; Metazoa; Chordata; Mammalia; Rodentia; Cricetidae
Gene: Mrps24
Product: mitochondrial ribosomal protein S24
Exons: 4
Coding region: 85-588 (167 amino acids)
Biological process (GO): translation
Cellular component (GO): mitochondrion
Source: RefSeq, a predicted model, not a curated record